Molecule: messenger RNA, 588 nt
Organism: Aspergillus luchuensis
Lineage: Eukaryota; Fungi; Ascomycota; Eurotiomycetes; Eurotiales; Aspergillaceae
Exons: 2
Coding region: 1-588 (195 amino acids)
Source: RefSeq, a predicted model, not a curated record
AUGUCUCAACCGUAUCUGCAUCCGGUGUCCCAGUCUGUCGCGUUGUUUGAGCAAUUCAUUGCAACGGGGCCACAGGUCCUAGUCUUGAAGGAGAAGGUGCUCUCUCUUUCUGGAGAUAGUUUCGAUAUCAGGCUUGGGGAUGGAGUGCCAAUUCUGAAAGUUACUGGUACUUUGUUGUCAGUUUCCGGACGUAAGAAAGUCGAAGACAUGGAUCGCAACCAUCUAUUUGAUAUUCGCAAGGAGCAUAUGCACGUUCAUACAACCUAUGUGUUGGAGGAUCCCGAUGGUAACAAGAUAUGCGAGGUCAGGAGCAGUCACAAAUUUAUCGGGUCGAAAGCCACUGCCGCCUGUACUGACCGAUACGGCAAGCAAGUGGUCUUGGUAAUGACAGGAAAUUGGAAUGAUCGUGCUGCCCAUAUUGUUAAUGAAAGUACUGGAGAAGCAGUCGCUCGCAUUUCCAGGAAGCGUUUUACCGCCCGUCAUAUUUUCUUUGGCCAGGACACGUAUAAUGUGAUUGUGGCGCCUGGUGUAGAUAUGGCAUUGGUCGCUGGUUUAUGUGUCUGCUUCGAUGAGAAGAACAAUGAUUAG